AUGGCAAUGUUGUGCACAGCUACACUCAGCAGUUCUGUUUUACCAAAGAGUCCAUCACCGGCUCAUUUGGGUUCCUUACAGAGACAAAGCCAAUUCAUUACUGGCCCUAUUGGGGGAGUCCCAUAUCUGAAGAGUGCAAGGAAGGGUUCGUCUUCAUCUCCUUCUUUUACCAUCAGAUGUUUGAAAGGUGUUGCUGCCCCUACAGCCGAUAUUCUUAGUCGCCUUUUCAAUGGAGGAGUUACCCCAACCCCUAUUCCAGACCCAACAGCCGUUACAAGACAAGACUUCCCUGCUGAUUUCCUUUUUGGCGCCGCCUCUUCUGCUUUGCAGACGGAAUCAUCGGCAACAGAAGGAGGGAGAGGACCCAGCACCUGGGAUUCUAUGCUAGAAGGAGCAGAUGCAGUCAACUCGUACAACCAAUACCCAGAGGAUGUGCAACAGCUUGUGAAAAUGGGAGCUGAUGCUUACAGGUUAUCCAUCUCUUGGACUAGGAUCCUCCCUGAUGGAACAAUAGCUGGCGGUAUAAACCAACAGGGUAUUGAUUUCUACAACAAGUUCAUUGAUGAACUAGUCAAUAAUGGUAUAACCCCAAUUGUGACACUUUUCCACUUCGACUUGCCCACGGCAUUGCAGACUAAGUACAAUGGGUUCUUGGACACCCAGAUUCUAGAUGACUUCAAAGCCUAUGCCGAUCUUUGUUUCAAAAAUUUUGGAGAUCGAGUAAAGUAUUGGGUUACUGUCAAUGAGCCACAAGUGUUUGCACAAUAUGGGUACAAAAUAGGGAUGAACCCACCAGAUCCACUCCCAGUAACAAAUCCAUUCGUUGCCGCACAUAACAUCAUACUAGCCCAUGCCACAGCUGCUAAAUUGUACAGAGAUACUUACCAGCCAACUCAAAAGGGAGAGAUUGGUAUUCCACUAGUGACCCAAUGGUUUGAGGCAUACGAAUCUGGACGACCUGAUGACAAUGCAGCGAAGAGAGCGUUUGACUUCCUCACGGGAUGGUUCUUGGAGCCCCUGAUAUAUGGUGACUAUCCAUUCAUAAUGAAAGCUUUGGUGGGCGAUAACCUUCCAACAUUUACUGAUGACCAGAAAGCUUUAGUUAAAGGAUCAUGUGAUUUCAUCGGUGUUAAUUACUAUACUUCUAGCUAUGCAAAGGAUCUUCCAAUGUUAGGUCCAAAUGACACAAUUACUAGCCAAGCUGAUUUUCAACGAGCUAACCUCACGUCUGCGAAUAGCCAAGGGGUGCCCAUUGGGCCACAGGCACCAGGGAGUCCUUCUAUCUAUGUUUACCCACAAGGGCUAAGGGAUGCGCUGAUAUACAUAGGCAAUAAUUAUGGCAAUCCGAAAAUCAUCGUUACUGAGAAUGGAUAUCCCGAGAAGCGAGACGACACCAUUCCAGUGGAGACUGCCAUACAGGAUGAUGCUCGAAUUCAGCAUAUGAUUGGUCAUCUUUACGCAAUUUCCGAAGCGAUAAAGGCAGGAACAAAUGUCAAAGGUUACCUCAUGUGGGCUUUGAUGGAUUGUAUGGAAGUGGGAUCAGGUUAUAAUGUUCGGUUUGGCCUUGCCUACGUAGACUACCUGAACAAUUACAAGCGAACAGCAAAGAAAUCCUCAGGUUGGCUCUAUUCUUUCUUGAAUGCACCGGCACCGGCACCCAAAACCAAAGCCACACUCACACCCGCACCCGCACCCAAGAGACUGAAAUCUGUCUCUGUUUGAUGCUAAUGGACUUUGUUUGCCACUGGUCAUUUACUUGUAUCCCAUAUAAGGGAGAGCGGGGGAGUAAGUGGUGUUAUCUUUUUCUUCACUGUUUCUUCCUAGAGGUAUGUGUACUUUGUGUAGAAUAAAUGUAGUACUUGUUAUUUCAAGUAUCAUGUCCUAUAUAAUAGUUUUAAAUAAUCGAUUGCAGUGGCAUUCUAAUGUCAUCUAAUUA
Messenger RNA from Ilex paraguariensis (yerba mate), 1936 nucleotides. NCBI's taxonomy places the organism in Eukaryota, Viridiplantae, Streptophyta, Magnoliopsida, Aquifoliales, Aquifoliaceae. The record is from the annotation of a GenBank genome assembly.